CUUCCUUCGGCUCCUCGGUGGGAGGAAUUCCUUUACUGCAAAUGCUGGCGCUACGUCGGUUUAUUUACAUCAACGAAGCCCGAGGGCGAACUCCAUGGCGUCAAGCUCUGCUUCUUCCCCAUCGUCAUCUUUCUCUUCUUCUCCUCCAUCCUACAGCAGCUACUCAAGCAUAAUCCAUAUGGAUGGAGAUCAUCUCAUAUCCAUCCUCCUACUUCUUCCUCUCGAGUCUAUUAUCUCCUUCUCCAUGACAUGCAGAAGGUUUAGGUAUCUGGGAUCAUCAGACUCGCUUUGGAAGGAAAUUUGCAGGAGGGAUUGGGGUGGUGGAGCUGUGGAUGCACUUGUUGCUUCCUGCUCCUCCCACGACAGAAGAGAGGUUUCCUGGAAGAGCCUUUAUCACAGGAUUUCUCAAGCGGGUUUGCUUUCUUGUCGCAGAUUGUUGACGAAAGAUGGGGUUUCGCCCAGGCCCAGGGCUUCUCACUCUCUUAAUGUUGUUUCGGAUUGUCUUGUUUUAUUUGGCGGCGGAUGCGACGGAGGCCGUCAUCUGGAUGAUACAUGGAUAGCACAAAUCGGAGAUGGAUUUGACAGAGUCCUCAGUUGGAAGCAGGUUGGCUCAGGCACUCCUACAGGACGAUUUGGCCAUACUUGUACUGUCUUAGGCAGAUUUCUUAUUCUUUUCGGUGGCAUCAACGACACCGGAGUGCGCCAAAAUGAUACUUGGGUUGGACAAAUCAUUCAAGAAGGAUCAUCAGUGACAAAAAUAGCAUGGAAGCUUUUGGAUUUAGAACCAAUUGUACCUCCUGCUCGUGGUGCGCACGCUGCUUGCUGCAUUGGAGACCAAAAAUUAGUAAUCCACGGAGGCAUAGGACUAUAUGGUCUUCGAUUAAAUGACACUUGGCUACUCGACUUCUCUGAUGUCCAAAGUGCCAGAUGGCAUCAAGUUAUAAACACUCGACCAUCACCUCCCGCUCGUUCUGGUCAUUCCAUUAACUGGAUUGGUGACAAACAAAUAAUUCUCUUUGGCGGAAGAGGAGUAGGCUAUGAAGUUCGGAAUGAUUUGUGGAUUCUAGACAUCGAAGAAGACAAUCGUAGAUGGAGAGAGCUCAAGUACGAUACGCCUAAUAUGCCAGAGAUGCCCCUUCCUCGUGUCGGUCACUCUGCAACGAUGAUCAUUGGUGGAAAAAUUCUUAUAUAUGGCGGCGAAGACUCGCAAAGGCAUCGAAAAGAUGACUUCUGGAUAUUGGAUUUGGGUUCGUUAUUGAGAUAUCAAACCACGGGUUUGAAGAAAUACUUGAAAAUGAUGUGGAAGAAGGUAGAGGUGGAUGGGCACCCCCCUAAUUUUAGAUCCUUUCAUGGCGCAUCGGCUGAUGUAGCUGGAGUUCAUCUCUUUGUUUUUGGUGGGAUGGUGGAUGGCAUGGCUCAUCCUUCUGAGGAUUUUGGGCUGAGAUUUGAUGGUGAGCUGCACCUAGCAGAGCUUAUAUUCUAGUUUUAAUCAUGAAGGGCUCAUCUGCAGAACUUGUUGAAGAAUAAGUGUGCACAUUUUAUUGAAAUCUGGCUGUUUCACUGUCUCUGUUGUUUAAUCUCACUUCCCAUGCUGCAGCAAGCUUCAUCCCCUGAUUAAAGUGGAGGGUAUCUGAGGGCAUUUGAAGCCGGGCCCACUGAAUUGUUCUGAAGAUUUAUAUAUGGUCUGAUCAGAUGGUUCCAUUUGUAGCUCAAAUCUGUGAUUAUAAAUGCCUAUGAUGAAUUGCACCAACGCAUGGGAGGCAAGUGGGAGCAUCUAAGCACAGUGGAUGAGAACAUUAAAUAAGCUUUGUGAAUAUUUUCAGCAGCCAUAGCUUGUUCUUUUGAGCCGUUGAUCCAUUUUCAGUGAGUUUCUUUCCUUCAACAGCUAACUUUUUUGCUUUCUUGUAGUACUUGCAAUGACAAAUUUAGUAUUUGAUAUUUAGUGAAAAUAAGCUGAAAAUAAUGUAAAGAAUUCAAAGGUGCUGAGUUUAAGUGCUCGCGUACUAAAAAAACAACAAAUCCAGACUAUCUUUGUUGCUAAUGUCUGUUAGCUG
This is a messenger RNA of Phalaenopsis equestris, 2054 nucleotides long. Its product is annotated as F-box/kelch-repeat protein At1g51550. Bases 95 to 1483 code for a protein of 462 amino acids. Gene Ontology annotation, molecular function: protein binding. The transcript is spliced from 2 exons. Lineage: Eukaryota; Viridiplantae; Streptophyta; Magnoliopsida; Asparagales; Orchidaceae. The record is from RefSeq and is a predicted model, not a curated record.